AUGUCGUCCGUCUCGUCCGUCUCGACCUCGCACGGCUCGCCGACUGCCAGUCCGCCUUCUUCGACGUGCUCGCUCGACCGCGCAAAGACCGCCGACGAGCGCCUGCCCGUCACGAUCUUGUCGGGCUUCCUCGGUGCCGGCAAGAGUACCCUGCUCGAGUACAUCCUGACGAGCAAGGAGCACGGGCUGCGCAUUGCCUGCAUCGUCAACGACAUGGCCGAAUUGAACAUAGACGCGACGAUGCUGCAGCAGCACAAGGCGGUGCGCAAGGAGGAGACGGUCGUUCAGCUCCAGAACGGGCGCGCCCUCUUCGCCAGCUGCAUCUGCAGUACCUUGCGCGGUGACCUCCUCGAGGAGGUCGCAGCUCUCGCCGAGGCCCGAGCGUUCGACUACCUGCUCAUCGAGUCGUCUGGUAUCAGCGAGCCGCAGCAAGUCGCCGAGACGUUUGCGCCCGAGUUCAGCGACAUGCACCUCCAGGCCGCAAAAGAUCUGCGAGCCGAGGCGGACCGCGCGACGCUCGGACUGGCGAAAAUCCUCGGCAACGGCGGCCUUCCCAAGAUUGCGAGGCUCGACACGUGCGUCACGAUGGUCGACGCCCUGACCUUCUUCGACAACUUUUCGACGUCCGACUUCCUCUCCGACCGCGAGGCGCCUGGUACCGUCGACGACCAAGACGAGCGCAAUGUUUCCGACCUCAUGGUCGACCAGCUCGAGUUCAGCGACGUCAUCAUCCUCAACAAAUGCGACCUCGUCGACGCCUCGCAGGUUUGCAAGAUCCAGUCGCUCAUCCAGCGCCUCAACCCCGAGGCGAACGUCCUCGCGACGGUCCGCAGCAAGGUCGACUUGGGCGCCGUCCUGGACACGCACCGGUUCUCGUUCGAGCGCAGCAUGAUGAGCGCCGGGUGGCUCAAGAGCUUGCGCGAGGAUCUCAAGCCCGAGUCGGACGAGUACGGCAUCGGGUCGUUCGUCUACCGCGCUCGCCGUCCCUUUCACCCGGAGCGCCUGUGGCAGACGAUCCGCCUGCGCCUCCUCGUCAUCCAGAUCUCGUACGAGGAGGCGAUCGACAACAUGGUGGUCGACGGGGACGACGCGCAGAGCAGUGCCUCGAACGAGUCGUGGGAGGACGAGCCCGACCUCGACAAGCAGCCGCAGCUCGACCCGGCCGCUCGUCUCGCCGCCAAAAAGGCCGACCGCGCGUUCGGGCCGCUGCACCGCUCGAAGGGCUUCUUCUGGCUCGCGACGCGCCCGUCCAUGUCUGGAGAGUGGAGCCAAGCAGGCGUCAUGCUGAGCCUGAGCGGCGGCGACAAGUGGCUGUGCGAGCAAGACGAGAACACGUGGCCUGAGCACCCCGAGAUCCGCAAGAAGAUGAAGGCCGACUUUCGCGGCGCAUGGGGCGACCGUCGUCAAGAACUCGUCUUCAUCGGCGAGGAGCUCGAGACGAUCCAGCCGCUGUUGAACGCCGAGCUCGACGCGUGCCUGCUCGACGACGACGAGUGGAGCCAGUGGCGGAGGGUCAUGAAGGCGCGCCCGCUCAGCAUGCGGCGCAAGAUCGAGAAGCUCGAGGAGCUGUUCGAGGACGGGUUCGAGGACUGUGCGCACUCCUUCCCCUUCCUCCUCUCUUAUCCUCGCGCUCACGACGUAUGCUCCUCGUCACCUGUAGGGCUCGACCCGGAGGAGGCGGACGCACUCGAGCACGCCGGACACGGUCACUAG
Messenger RNA from Rhodotorula graminis WP1, 1713 nucleotides. RefSeq lists its product as uncharacterized. Bases 1 to 1713 code for a protein of 570 amino acids. The transcript has 11 exons. The record is from RefSeq and is a predicted model, not a curated record. Lineage: Eukaryota; Fungi; Basidiomycota; Microbotryomycetes; Sporidiobolales; Sporidiobolaceae.